This is a messenger RNA of Cercopithifilaria johnstoni, 1884 nucleotides long. Lineage: Eukaryota; Metazoa; Nematoda; Chromadorea; Rhabditida; Onchocercidae. The record is from the annotation of a GenBank genome assembly.
AUGAUAAUAAAUUGUCGUUAUCAAAGAUGCCAUCGAUUAACGGGUUUUUUACUUGCUGCUUCAACGGCUAUAUUUCUUGCUUCCACCAUUGCUUUGGCGAUACUUCUGAGGAUGAAAUACGCUGAAAAACCAAUAGCAACAGAUAAAAUAAUUCAAUGCAACGAUUCAACAACGCCACCAACAAGUAGAAAAUCAGAAAAUCCGUUAAAAUGGCCAGAGCCAAGUAAAAGUUUCCAUGGACGUUAUAAACGAGCCGCUAUUGCAACUGAUAAUGGCAUAUGUAGUGGAAUUGGAAGAGAUGUAUUUAUGCUUGGUGGUAAUGCAAUAGAUGCAACCGUAGCAGCAUUAGUAUGUAUUGGUGUUGUAAAUCCUCAAAGUUCCGGUUUAGGUGGUGGAUUUCUGAUGACCAUAUACAAUAGUUCUUCAAAUAAAUGUAUAGUUGUUAAUGCACGUGAAACUGCGCCAGCAACAUCAAAUGAAACAAUGUUCGAAGAUUCACCAGAAGCGAUUUUAAAAGGAUAUCGUUCUAUUGCAACACCAUCCGAAUUACACGGAUUAUGGACGGUAUUUUCAAGUUUUGGAAGUGGUAAAAUAUCUUGGUCUAGACUAUUUCAACCAUCCAUUGAAUUAGCAUUGAAAGGAUUUCCAAUUUCGGCAGCUUUAGCAGAUGAACUUGCUAAAGCAGAAGAGGUCAUAUUGGCUGAACCAUCAUUGAAGAAAGUAUUUGUAAAUCCGGAAACUAAAAAGGUAUACAAAGAAGGUGAUAUCAUUACGAGAGAUCAUUUGGGUGCCACAUUACAACAUAUUGCAAAUAGUUCUGAUCCAUUGCAACUAUUUUAUCGUGGUGGCAUCGCACAAACGAUUGCUGCUGAAAUCGAAGAACAUGGUGGUCAUAUAUCUGCAGAUGAUUUAAGUAAUUACAAAACAAAAUUAAAUGAAAUUCCAAUCAUAACUGAACAAUUCUUGGAUAAUUAUGCUAUGUGUGGACCACCACCACCAAGUUCAUCCGCUGUUACUCAAAGUAUUAUAUUAACUAUAGCUGAAUUUUACGAUGGGAAGAGUGAGUUUAAUAGAGAUGAUGCAUUAUUUUAUCAUCGCUUAAUAGAAGCAGAAAAGUUUGCUUAUGCUCAAAGGACAAAACUUGGUGAUGCAGAAUUUGUGACAGAUGCUCAACAAAUUGCUGAAAAAAUAAUUGGAAGUUCUUAUCUGAAACAUAUCAAAUCUCUUAUUAAAAAUACAGCGCUAUCACUGGAUGCAUAUAAAACUGAGUUGUUUCAACAACCUAAAGAUCACGGCACAUCACAUGUAUCAGCAAUCGAUCGUAAUAAUAAUAUUGCGGUAUCAUGCACGAGUACCAUUAAUACUAUAUUGGGUUCAAUGCGUAUUUCACCAACACUUGGAAUUGUUUGGAAUAAUGAAAUGGAUGAUUUCUCAAUUCCGGGACAACCGAAUGCCUUUGGAUAUGCACCAUCACCGACAAAUUAUAUUAAACCCGGAAAAAGGCCAUUAAGCAGCAUGUCACCUUUGGUUAUUUACAAUAAAAAUACACGAAGGAUAAGAAUGGUUGUUGGUGCAUCCGGUGGUUCAUAUAUUAUUUCAGCAAUAGCACAAACUGUUAUACGAAAUAUUAUUCUUAAUCAGACAAUUAAGGAAGCCGUUGAUUCGCCACGUUUUCAUAAUCAAUUUUUGCCUCAUACAACUUUAUACGAAUCAUCCGUACCUAAAGAAAUUAUAAGCAAUUUGAUCAAUGAACGAAAACAAAAUAUGACAGCAAUUGCUAAAAUAAAAAGUGUCGUACAAGCACUUGCAAUAGACGCGGAUGAUUACAUUUAUGGAAAUAGUGAUUUCCGGCGGGAAACAGGAAGUUAUCCAGCCGGAUUUUAG